AUGUUGCACCAAAACCCAAGGAACCCCAAACUGGCGCGGUCAAAGUCGGUGCUGAAUGACAUAACCGGCACUUCCAGCCUGGGGCAGAUCUAUGCAUCCCUGUUUUCUUUGUUUGUGCCUACUUUUGUGGCGCGCCUUUCUUGGAUCGGCAUGAAAACGACAGACACCGCACUUCUUGGCCAUUCGGGGACGCUCUUUCUGACCGCUUCGUCGCUCUCGGAUUUCUGGACCUCCAUGAGCGGAGUGUUCAUCAACGACGCCCUUCUUGGAUCGCUCUGCGGGCAGGCUUAUGGUGCCCGUAACUACGACUUGGUGGGCACCUGGCUACAGAUCUCCUUGACCCUGUUUUCCUGGGUGUUGAUUCCUGUCGUUAUCCUCUGGUGCAUGACAGCCCCGGUCCUGAAGCACGGCUUUCGAGCGGAUGAGGACGUUGCGAAUGCUGCAGGCUACUAUGCAAUGGCGGCUGGAUGCAAGCAGCAAGGUUGGAGCUAUUGUGGUGCAUGGACAAAGGAUGAUUUGCAGAGGAAGGCAAUUUAUGAAGCAGUGGUCUUGGUGGUGUUGGUGGUGGUUUUUGUUUAA
Molecule: messenger RNA, 579 nt
Organism: Symbiodinium pilosum
Lineage: Eukaryota; Dinophyceae; Suessiales; Symbiodiniaceae
Source: the annotation of a GenBank genome assembly